CCUACCACGCAUGCGCAAUAUGAGUGAAAGCGUACGUACUGGAUACACAUCAACAACACACUCAAUCGCUCCCCCAGUGUCCACCUAUUGGUAUAACCUCGGUGUUAGAAAGGGAAUGGGGUAUCUCGAAGAGUAACUACUGUUAUUGCUUCGCAACCAACAGGAAGGACUAAAUCUGCCUGAAACGACGCUUUAACGAAAGCGGAAGAAGAGAAGAGAAGUGAAACCUUGAGCUGGGGCUCCACUUUAUGGAAGUUCGCUCCAAACAGUUGACAGACGACACUCGCUUCCUGUUGUCAGUGUGGCUAUUAAUAUCCAGCGACGAGAUGUGAUGUAAGUAAGGUCGUUAACGCCAGCAGGAGGUAAACGAGCCAACUGGACCCCGCGUAUCUGGUCUCCUUCAUGCGUCUGCUGCCAGGAUGUCGUUGAGUUCAGGCGGUUGGACUCAAACCCCCGGCUACACACCGGACCAGUCCGCCGCCCUCCUCGCUCACUAUGGGGCCUCGCAGUCACAACUGGGCUGCCAAACCGUCCUCAUGGUCGGUUCGGGUGUCUGUGGCCAUUCCGGUAUUCGGCCGCUGUGUCUUCCUGGAGCAGGCGACGAAUCACUCCGCCUCCAGCUGAGCAUGGACCCGGGGAAAUCCGGUGAAUUCCGGCUGUCGCUCCAGGACAGCAGCGGGACCGGCCGGAGUGUGACCAUCGCCGACUUUGAUCUGAGGACCGAAUAUGAGGUGAAGUCACCAAAGUGCCACGAGCUGAGUUUGGCGCGCUCCACACGACCGCCAGGCUUCAACUUCCGCUGUGAGCAGGAGGCCCAGGAGUGGGCCACAGUGGUGACUUCUUCCCUAAGAGAAGCACUCAGAGUCGCCCCUCAAGAUAAUGAUCCACAGCGCCUCCUAGAUGGUCUCCAUCAUCAGAACACCUUGGCCUUGCAACGAACAGAGGAUACCUGCAUAGAGCUAACCCGAGCCAUAGAAGCAGGAGACAUGCAGUCUGCUUCUGACUUUGCUGCCACACUCGCCCGACAACGUGCCGCACUCAAGAUUCAGCCCUCUGCCAGAGACUAUGAAGACACUGAAAUCAACUUGGCUGUUGCAGUUGAAGAUUCGUCUUCGUCCUGUUGUGUCACUGUGAAGGUUUCCCUGCAUAUGACUACCGCAGCACUAAAAACAGGCAGGUUAAUGUUUCUUGAGUAUGGCUUUCACCCGCGGGUGAAGCGCUGGGUGAUUGGCCAGUGUCUGUGCACCGACCAGCGCUCUCUGGCUUCAUACGGGGUUCGCCAGGACGGCGACACAGCCUUCUUGUACCUCCUGUCAGCCCGUCAUGCUCGCUUGACCCUCCAAGUCCUCCAGCAGGACCAGGAGAGUGCCCUCCUCCUCAGUUCACCAUCCUUGUCUCUCCCCCACUUCCUCCCCACUGCUACCUCUGCAAAUAGCCCCUCAUCCCUGGACCGGAGGCCUUACGUCACCCUGCCUACAAAACUCCAUACCAGCAGCAACACUGGUGGGACAGAGAGAGGAAACAUCAAUGAGAUCAGCGAUCUCAUCAACCUGGAGAUGUCUCAACUCAAUAAGGCACUGAGCCCCAGCACAGCCUCCACCCAGGGUUGGUCGUGCCCUUCUUGCACUUACAUUAACAAACCAACACGGCCGGGCUGUGAGAUCUGCAGUACAAACCGCCCAGACAGCUACGUCAUCCCUGGGGGAUACCGACCAGAUGCACUGGAACUCAGACGGAUCCAGCAGGAGAAGGAGGCUGUCAGACAGUACCAGCAGGCAAGGGAAAAGGAGCGCAGGGAGAAUUUUGCCCGGCUAGUGAUGAUGGACGGCCAAGACCUGCUGCCUAACCCAGAGUCUGUGGACUGUAGGAUCUGCUACGUGGACCUGAAGCCUGGAGAGGGUGUCCUGCUGAGGGAGUGUCUCCACUGCUUCUGCAGAGAGUGCUUACGUUCAGUCAUCAUGCUGAGUGAGGAGCCGGAGGUGGCCUGUCCCUACAGAGAUGACACGUAUUUCUGUGCCUGCUCCCUGCAGGAGAGGGAGAUCAGGGCGUUGGUGCCAGCAGAGGAGUACGAGCGCUGGCUGCAAAGAGGUCUGUCGGUGGCAGAGUCUCGAUGUGAGGGCAGCUACCACUGUGCCACCCCGGACUGUCCGGGCUGUUGUGUGUACGAGGACACGGUCAAUGUCUUCCACUGCCCCGUCUGCAGGAAACACAACUGCCUGAUUUGCAAGUCCAUCCACGAGGGAAUGAACUGCAAGCAAUACCAGGAUGAUCUUGCAGCCCGCGCUAUAAAUGACUCUGCUGCCAGGGAGGCCGACACAGCCUACUCAAGACUCUGGUGCAGUCCAGGUGAGGCAAUGCACUGUCCCAGUGUGGCAUUAUUGUGCAGAAGAGAGGAUGGAUGUGAUUGGUUGCGCUGCACUGUCUGUCACACUGAGAUCUGCUGGGUAACAAGAGGACCCCCGCUGGGGACCUACAGGCCCUGGAGACACAGCGGAGGAUGUCGCUGCAACAUCAACAAUCAGAAAUGCCAUCCUAAAUGCCAAAACUGCCACUGAGAAUCUCAAGAGCGGUCAGAUUGUAGAAGGGAAUGAAAGGACUCAAAGUGGAAUAAACUAUCCUCGAGAAAAAGUUUUAUUUAGGUCAAAACUGCGGGAUUGUUAUAUACAAUGCAUCCUCCUUGUUAUAACUGGAAGCAUUCUCAAUUUCCUCUCAGCAAAUGUCUAACCAUCGCUUGUUUUCCUGGGCUUUUCAGUGCAGUCAGGAUAACAAUUAUACGUUGACUAUUUAGCUCUGCCUCUCACACAUAUUGACAUGCAGGUGUGUGAAUGAAGUCAGUAUUCAGUAUAAAUAAAAUGUCCACAUCCGGCUGCAAUGGCGAUAUGUUUGUUUACAAGUAUGCGGAGGAAGAUUUUGUUCUCAAUGAUUGCACUGCAAAUAUAGCAAUACAGGUGUGUCGUUUUCAGUUUUUGGUAGUUACAUACCGGAUCGCAAGUGGCCUUAUUCUUGUGCACAAAAGCUGUAGCAGGGUGUUUAUGAUGACGUUUUAUGAUGAACUUGACUAAAUCAAUGUUGUGUUUCUUGAUAUGCAAUUUUCUGCAUAGUAUGUAGUUAUGUAUGGUUCUAUUUCUUGCGUGAAAGUCUGACUGCAUGUAUGCCUUAGCUACCAAAGAGGUGUGUGUCUGAUUGUUAAUCUGUUGUUUAACCACCUGACUGCUGUUUGCAUUAACAGGCGGUGCAGAAGUCACUGAGGUGCUGCUGACCAGCUGUGUAGCAGAGCGUAUUGAUUAAUAGUCAAAUGUUAAUUUGCAAUACUUGAAUACUUUCUGAGAAGGCACAUGUAAACACGUUUAGUCAAUAAGCUAAUAUUCCUGUUAAGGAGCUGGCGAUGCAUAUGGUGACUUAACAGCUUUUUCCCCUUUUUUUGUUUAGGAGAAAGCUUUGUAUCCAUGGUAACAUUUUCUUAUUCAUCUAUACAUGAAUUUGUUAUCCUAAUUCAUAAGUGGGAGAACCACAGCGUACUCUGUAUCACCUUAACCAGGAUAAGAGCAUGUCGGCUCACCAACUGCACUCCCUGUUCAGACUCUUCCCUCGACUCCACUACUGCCCCCACUGACGAGCCACGAAUAGGUCUUCACUGUUACUUGUGUUAGAAUAUCAGCUCUGUGUUGCUGAUGUACAGUUGUGCCUUAAUUAUCAAUAAAUAAUAUUUAACCUCA
Cyclopterus lumpus (lumpfish) is the source of this 3716-nucleotide messenger RNA. RefSeq names its product ranBP-type and C3HC4-type zinc finger-containing protein 1-like. The record is from RefSeq and is a predicted model, not a curated record. Gene Ontology annotation, molecular function: ubiquitin-protein transferase activity; ubiquitin binding. Gene Ontology annotation, cellular component: LUBAC complex. NCBI's taxonomy places the organism in Eukaryota, Metazoa, Chordata, Actinopteri, Perciformes, Cyclopteridae. Gene Ontology annotation, biological process: positive regulation of canonical NF-kappaB signal transduction; proteasome-mediated ubiquitin-dependent protein catabolic process; protein linear polyubiquitination.